AUGGAGGCGUGGCGGCAGUGCGCCCACUGGCUGGUGGCCGCGCGUGUCCUGCCCGCGGGGCACCGCGCCAGCAGCCCCGGGGGACAGGUGUGGGACCUGGCGCAGGCGCUGCGCGACGGCGUCCUGCUGUGCCACCUGCUGAACGCGCUGCUGCCCCGCGCCGUGCCACCGCGGGACAUCUGUCCCCGGCCGCAGAUGUCACAGUUCCUGUGCCUGAGGAACAUCCGCACCUUCCUGACGGCCUGCGCCGACAAGUUCGGGCUGCCCAAGCACCGGCUCUUCGGCGCCUUCGACCUCUUCGACGUCCAGGACUUCGGCAAGGUGAUCGAGACGCUCUCCACGCUCUCCUGGACGCCCAUCGCGCAGAGCAAAGGCUUCACGCCGUUCCCGUCCGAGGACAGCGUUGGGGACGAUGACAUUUACAGCGGCCUGUCCGACCUCAUCGAUGACACGGCCGAGGAGGACGAUGACCUCUACGACUGCGUUGAGGCCGAAGGCGACGACGGCGACGACGUCUACGAGGACCUGAUGAGGGUGGAGCCGCCCCCGGCCGCGAAGGGGGCCGUGGACCGGCGACUCUGCUGCCUCCAGGAGCUGCGGCAGACGGAGGAGAGAUACACGGAGACCCUGGAGUCCAUCUGCCAGCACUUCCUGCGGCCGCUGCGGCACUUCCUGAGCCCCCGGGACAUGGAGAGCGUCUUCAUCAACGUGGAGGAGCUGCUGGGGCUCCAUCGCCGUUUCCUGGGGGAGCUCCGGGGGGCGCUGGGGGGGCCCGGGGGGGGGCGGGCGCUGCCCCCCCUGUUCCUGCAGUACAAGGAGAGGUUCCUGCUGUACGGCCGCUACUGCAGCCAGGUGGAAGCGGCCGCGCGGCGCCUGGACCAGCUCUCCACCUGCACCGACCUGCGCAUGAAGCUCCAG
Molecule: messenger RNA, 918 nt
Organism: Melozone crissalis (California towhee)
Lineage: Eukaryota; Metazoa; Chordata; Aves; Passeriformes; Passerellidae
Product: proto-oncogene vav-like
Exons: 9
Biological process (GO): regulation of GTPase activity; cell migration
Cellular component (GO): cytoplasm
Molecular function (GO): guanyl-nucleotide exchange factor activity; protein binding
Source: RefSeq, a predicted model, not a curated record